AUGAGUCCACCCAACUAUAUCCCCAGCAGAGUGGAUCGCCAGGAUGUAUCGGCCGGAGGGCGAGUACUGAUACUCGUAGCUGCUCACCACGGCCAACGUGAAGGGCGUCAGCACAACACCCCGAAUGUACAAGCAGUGGAGGUGAUUGUACAAAUUGAGCAACACCGGCUCUCCGUCAUCGGUGUCUACAGGAGCCCGUCGGCCACCAUAGAGGUGAAUCAGAUACUGCUAGAGAUGUUAACUGAACAAGCUGAAUCUAGUGACCGGACAUUGUUAGUAGGAGACUUCAACGCUCCGGAAAUCGAUUUGAGCACCGAAACGGCCCCACUGGGGACAUUCGGGGAAAGGUUACUUGAAAUGUUGCAUCGUAGGGCCCUGAUCCAACAUGUGACCGGCGAGAUCAGAUGGAGGUUCAGGCAAACAGCUUCCACUCUAGACCUAGUGUGCACAAAGUUUCCCAACGAGGUGCGGGGAACUGUUGUAGAAGAUCCGUUGGGAAAAGCGACCACGGAGUUAUAA
Echinostoma caproni is the source of this 519-nucleotide messenger RNA. NCBI's taxonomy places the organism in Eukaryota, Metazoa, Platyhelminthes, Trematoda, Plagiorchiida, Echinostomatidae. The record is from the annotation of a GenBank genome assembly.